This is a messenger RNA of Osmerus eperlanus (European smelt), 3191 nucleotides long. RefSeq names its product phosphatidic acid phosphatase type 2D (gene ppap2d). NCBI's taxonomy places the organism in Eukaryota, Metazoa, Chordata, Actinopteri, Osmeriformes, Osmeridae. The transcript is spliced from 6 exons. Gene Ontology annotation, molecular function: phosphatidate phosphatase activity. Gene Ontology annotation, cellular component: plasma membrane. The record is from RefSeq and is a predicted model, not a curated record. Gene Ontology annotation, biological process: signal transduction; phospholipid metabolic process; phospholipid dephosphorylation. The coding region runs from base 539 to 1525 and encodes 328 amino acids.
ACGGAAAAUAGUGCAUCAACUAACACAUGGAUAGCGCGCUCUAGUUGAGUAGUAGUGACAUAUGGACAGCCAGAUAACUCGAAAGUUGACAGACAAUUUGAAUUAUGCGUUCUCCGUGUGAACGUUUCUUUAGAGUUGGUUGAUUCAGCGACACUUUUCUUAUUAACGUAAGAGACUGUCGAAACACGAUACAGCAACAUUGCUAGUUGUAAAAGUUCGUUUUCUUCAAGUGCUUUUAAUCGACAGUACAAACAUAUACUGUAUUAUUUUCCUCUGCGGUUUACCGUUUUCUCUAGCUACUAAACUUUAUUUUACUGACAACCUCAACGGUGUGGUGGUGUGGUACCUUUUAAUUUUGUGGUUUGUAGUUUUUGUACAUGGAUUUCCAGGUACCAGUCAAUCAUAUUUUCUAACAACGGAUGGACUGAAACUUUUUGGAUACAUUUCCAUUGUCAGUUAAACUUAGGCCUACCAGCCUAAAGACAAUCAUUAUUUAGAUUUUGACUAGCUAGCGUGCUAGCUAACUUGCUUUGAAGAGAUGCAAAAGUUCAACACAACCCACACCAACACGCUUCCUAGGGACGCAGAACUUCAGCAGCGCCUGGCAGACAACGGGGGUGCUGGGGAGACAACGAAGGAGAACGGCGCUGGGAAGAAGCAUAUUCUCGCAGAACCUGCGGAAGAAUCCUUCUGCACCAAGCGAAAGAUGCUGGUCGGGUUGGAUGUACUAUGUCUGUUUGUAGCCUCCAUCCCGUUCUUUGCGUGUGAGCUGAAGGCGGUGAUCCCGUACAGGAGGGGCUUCUUCUGUGGAGACUCCAGCAUCACCUACCCCUACCUGGAGAGAGAAGCCAUCCCCGACGUACUGCUCAUCGCCGGGGGCAUCAUCAUCACAGGCCUCACGAUUGCCCUGGGAGAGUGUUACCGAGUGCGUUUCCGUGGCGUCCACUCCAAGGCCUUCGUGCGUAACCUGUACGUGUCGUGUCUCUACAAGGAGCUGGGCAGCUUCCUGUUUGGCUGCUGCAUUGGCCAAUCACUGACCAACAUGGCCAAGCUUAGCAUAGGGCGCUUGCGUCCCAACUUCCUGUCUGUGUGCAACAUUACCUACGCCUCUAUCAACUGCACUCCCGGGAGCUAUGUGUCCCAAGUCACCUGCCAACAGCCCAACCACAAGAUGGUGGAGGAGGCCAGGAAGUCUUUUUUCUCCGGCCAUGCUUCUUUUGCCAUGUACACCAUGCUCUACCUGGCUUUCUACCUGCAGGCGCGGCUGUCGUGGCGAGGGGCUCGCCUGCUGCGCCCGCUGGUGCAGUUCCUGCUGGUGAUGAUCGCCAUCUAUACGGGCCUGAGCCGCAUCUCCGACUACCGCCACCACCCCACCGACGUGCUCACCGGCUUCGUCCAGGGAGGCCUCACGGCCUACUGGGUGGCCUUCUACAUCUCCUCCAUGUUUAAGACGGUCUGUCCAGACCUGUCUCCCGCCAGCAUGUCCCUGGAGAGCCCCCUGUCCAGCCAGCAAACUGUCUGCUAGCACACACACACACACACACACACCCUACCGGCAUCCCCAAGCUGGGAUUCACAGUCAGAGAGAGAGAGAGAGAGAGAGAGAGAGAGAGAGAGAGACAGCGAGAGAGAAUAGGAAAGUCGGGACACAGAUGACCAGCGGAUGGAAAGGCAAGGGGAGGAGAUAAAGAAACAUGUGAACGAGUGCAAGGGGAACAAGUCAGAGCAGGAGGGGGAGGAGGAGGAGGAGGAGGAGGUGAAGAGGGGGAAGAUGGUAGAUAGAGCACAAUCUAGCACACUCGUACUCGUGACGAGCACAAGCGAUUCCCACAAACACGCGUUCAGUACGUGCAUGCAUUCAGUAGCAAGCGUCACUAACACUCACUAGCAGCUAACCUGCUCGCUCUCUCUUUCUCUCUCACACACACACACACGCACACACAGUUAAGCACACACAGUUAAGCACACGACUGUAAAUCAAUCCCGUCCAGACAGGAUACAUGCAUACCAUAUUGCAGAUAUUUUUAUAUAUGAAAAACAAAUGUAUCUAUUUUUCAAAUGGAGUUUAGAUGAAGCUGCUAAUGAUUUUAUCCCUGUUAUUAGUUGAAUAUAGUUGAAAUAUAGUUCUUUAUAUAAACAUUGAGGGGUGAAGCAGUUAGCUCAGUGUCAGAGCUCCUCAUUGGUCUAACUGUGGACUCGCAUGAGGAGAGGCAACGCCGUGACCUCUUCCGAUUGGAUCAUCUGCUCAACCAUGAGUAUCGAACAGCAUCCGCUGGACUCUCUGAAAUGUGAUCUUCGGACCCGCGGCAGAAAGACGACCGACCGCAAGCACGUCUAAGCUGGCACCAACCGAGGAAUGUAUAAACCGAACUUUAUACCUUUUCCCUUGCACCGAUCACGAACAAGCACUGUCUCCACUUUCCCUCCGUCGGUCGCCAGCCCCGCGUCUGCACGCAGAGCCUAUCCUGCACACCCCGCCGUGGACAGGGAAGCAGUAAGUAGGCCUUGUGUUCCCCCCCCCCCCCCCACCCCUGGCUUCUCUCAGGAGGGACAGGGUGGAAUCUGGUAGCCCAGAUUGCCCCCCCCCCGUCUUACUCUUCUACCCUACUAACCACUUUUGACUGCGUCUCGGAGGCGGAGCCAUGACUGAACCCCUGUAACCCCUGACCUCCGGCCUCUGAGCUGCACCUUGAGUUAUGCCACUCCCACAGGGGGCCAAGAUGGCCGCCAGCCCCUGGAGCCCUCUGUGGAUUCUCUCUCAAUAGCACUUGAAAUACGUAGUGGAAGCUUAUAAUUGUAAUCAAUAUUAUAUAUUUUAUCUCAAGUUUGAAUAAUCAGUGUUUAUAUUCUCUAUUGCCAGACUUAUACAGUAUAUUAGUUCUUUUUUUUCCCAAAUGAUAAUUAAUCAAAUUGAAUGUACAUAGUAAUGUCCUUUUAUAAACCACACAGAUUUUCAGAAGUAUUAGUGUCAUUGUGGGCAGUUUUACAUGUUUCGAUGUGUUUGUGUUGAUCAGGUACGCUGUGUGUGUUGUCGUAAGGACUAGACUGAGCCAGAGAUAUUAUCACAAAGCUAUAUUUCUUGUUUCCAGUUCUACAUUGUUUUGUUUGUAUGUUUCUUCUGUGAAUGCCGUGAAGGCUAAAAUAACCACUGUACUCAAAAAACCAAACCAAUAAAAUGAAUGUUGAAUCUU